GCUUCCAGCCCUGGUGGCGCCUCAAGGCACGUGGGUGUCUCUGGCAUGUUGACAGACAGCCUCUUGAUGCUGCCCUACCUAGCAGGAUCCGUGACUCCAGCUUUUACAGGUCUGAGUGUUCCUUCUCACCUACGAAAUCUAGGACUGCCAGGGGUUAGGGGGUUGGUCUAAAGACCUGGGGCCUUGGAUCAGCCUGAGUAGCUGAUGCUUUCCUCUGUGAUGGACAGAGCAGGCUAGGGCUGGUCUUUCCUGAUUCAUAUGCCUGUUUCCCUGAUGGGAUGCCACUCAAGGUGCCUUAUGCUGGGCCAUCUAGUUUCUGGAGAGGUGGAGACAACGAGAGGCUGGCUAUGGGCAUUGAUGUCCCUCACUGUAGUGUUGAGAUUCCUCCAGGGGGCUCCCAGGGAUUUUCUGCCAUGAUUCUAAGUCAGUGGAGUUGGUUUAGCAUAUGCCCCAUCUCUUGCCCUCUUGGGUCUCUGGAAUGGGAGCCAGUUCUGGAAUCCACUCCAUGGAAGGGGCGGUUCCCAUUGUAGUCCAGCCCCUUCCUGGUCCAGGGCUUCAAAUACCUGUAGGUGCUUUGGAAUCAGAGUUACCUUAGGUCCAGGACUGCAGUUCAUCUUGGGCCACAGAGGCCCUCAGUCUGGACUGAAUCUCACUGACUCUGGACACUACCUUAUUUACAGCCCAGGUAAGUCUGAGGGCUGGGCUGGAGGCUGGGUGGGAACAGAAUCCUUCCAUCCUUGCAAUGAGAGAUCAUCAUGCUCUCGCCCCCACAUACACACACUCUGAAGAAACACGGAGAACAUAGGAAUGCAGGUCAAUAUAGAUACCAGACCUAGUUGGUUACAGAGAAGCUAUGAUCUGGUGUUACUCCGGGACAUCCCUGUCCCCAGGCUUUCUGCUUUGCCAUGGGUUGGCCCUGGGCCUGGCUGACAGCACUUUGGGCACUGGGGGCCAUGGGGGCCACAGCACUGCGCAUCGGAGCCUUCAACAUCCAGAGCUUUGGUGACCACAAAGUGUCAGACGCAGACUGCGGCAGUGUCAUCGCCCAGAUCCUGGCUGGCUAUGACAUCGCCCUGGUGCAGGAGGUACGAGACCCAGACCUGAGUGCGGUGUCUUUGCUCAUGGAACAAAUUAACAGAAUAUCCAAGCACGAAUACAGUUUUGUGAGCAGCAAGCCACUCGGGCGUGACCAAUACAAGGAAAUGUAUCUGUUUGUCUACAGGAAAGACGCAGCGUCGGUUGUGAGCACAUACCAGUAUCCAGACCCAGAGGAUGCCUUCAGCCGGGAGCCUUUUGUGGUCAAAUUUUCAGCUCCUAGCUCUGCCGCCAAGGAGCUGGUGCUGAUCCCCCUGCAUGCAGCACCACACCAGGCAGUGGCAGAGAUCGAUGCCCUCUACGAUGUGUACCUUGAUGUGAUUGACAAGUGGAACACCGAUGACAUGCUGUUUCUGGGUGACUUUAAUGCUGAUUGCAAGUAUGUAAAGGCACAUGACUGGGCGUCGAUCCGCCUGCGCAGCAGUGAGGUGUUUAAGUGGCUCAUCCCAGACAGUGCGGACACCACAGUGGGAAACUCAGACUGUGCCUACGACCGGAUUGUAGUGAGUGGUGCCCACCUACGCAGGAGCCUGGAGCCCCAGUCAGCCGCUGUUCACAACUUUCAGGAGGAAUUUGGCCUAGAUCAGACCCAGGCUCUUGCCAUCAGUGACCAUUUUCCUGUGGAAGUGACCUUCAAGUCUCACUGACAGCUAAGGCCUCCAGGAUAUACCACCUGCAGACUCCGGCCACAAGGAAUGGCCCCAUGAUGGAUCGCUGGGUUGAGCACACAGGGCAGGGCCAGCUGGUGUGGACAAUGGCUAUGGCCACAUCACAGGAUUACUUCAAGCCCUUUUCUGAAUCAUCUGUGCUGGUAUCAGCUACCUCACAGGGCUGCUGUGGGGAGUACCCACGAAAGGUACCAGAGCAGCAUCAAGAACAUAGCUGCAUGCUUAAUAAACAAGCUGCUCUUGCCAGGACUACCCACAGAUUGGAUGAGGCCUCUAUGCUUUCUGAGACCUCUGUCCCUAGGCUGCAAAACUUGGUUUUAAUGCCCAGUAUCUGUGUUUCCAUUGCUCUGAGGGAACUGGAUGGCUUAGCUUGUCCAUUUCACAGCCUGGUAGGCUGUGGCCACCUCUAGACCAUGUCAGCUCCCUCUCCUUACUUCCUCUGUGCAAACUUCAAAUGCUUCCAUGAACCGUAACCCCAAGAGCAGCUUGGGUAGUAAUGGCUUUCUGGACCCUACUGGACUUCAGAGCAGGGGUGUGCUCAUUCUGCCUUCAGGAAUCCUGAAACACUCAUCUGCUUCACUGCGAGAAGCAAGGGAGGCUGCACCCCCAGCCCCCCUCAGUGAGCGAGCUCUUCUGGGACUUUCUGGGAAGGAACCCCAGCAAGACAAGAGCAAUUGCUUGGCACUAAAGUCCUGCCCAGAACCUGCA
Messenger RNA from Peromyscus leucopus (white-footed mouse), 2471 nucleotides. It is a transcript of the gene Dnase1l2, whose product is annotated as deoxyribonuclease 1 like 2. The transcript has 7 exons. NCBI's taxonomy places the organism in Eukaryota, Metazoa, Chordata, Mammalia, Rodentia, Cricetidae. Bases 906 to 1742 code for a protein of 278 amino acids. Gene Ontology annotation, cellular component: nucleus. The record is from RefSeq and is a predicted model, not a curated record. Gene Ontology annotation, molecular function: DNA nuclease activity. Gene Ontology annotation, biological process: DNA catabolic process.